GAAUCAAGUUCAUUGUGGGGUUUAUCGGAAACCAGCAGCCUGUGCGUGGAGAUCCAGAAAUGUGGGAUUCGUCUUGUUUAUGAGCAAGAUGUUGCAGGGUUUAUCCAAACAUCUAUGCAGUGUUUUGAUGGAGGCCAACAUCAAAUUGUUCUACAGGAAGUUGAUAAAGCUACAUUUGAGAGUCUGGAUGGUUUAAUGUAGUGCACAAGUACAUUUUGAGAUGGGAGGAACUACUUCUGAAGAAGGCUCUAAUUCUGCUGAGAAGGAACAUUAAGUCGGUUAUUCUGAGAUACCUUCAGCUCUCUCUCUCUCUCUCUCUCUCUCUCUCUCUCGGAGCUGAAAUUUCCAAGUGGUUGAAUAUAGGUAACUCUGGACAAAUCCAACUGCCUCCAAAUUGGGUCGCUGAUGGUAAUCAGAUCAUUUCGUGUUAAGUACCACCCGAUCUCAAGAAUUCAUGGGUCGAAAGGCGGGCAGGACAGAAUGGGCGGGAACUACUAACCAUGCGGAGAAAGUCAGGUGGUUGCAUGCAUGCUUUGAAUUCUAUUUGCUUCAUCUAUAUAGCACGUGCUUGAAUUCCUGAAUCCUGGAAGCAUAAGUAAUGAAUUCAGGGCAACUGCUCUGCUGCGUCCAAUAUAGCCUUGGCUUAGGAUUGCAUGAAUGUGCCCUUGGUCCCCUCCCCUGCCAGUUAUAUGCAAAUUGCCACCUAAUAAUUGUUGUGAUUCUCAAGCUGCAGAAGAUGAAGAUGAUAAUCAUGUUACGUCCAUGUUAAACGCAUUUGACAGAAAGGCAAGGAAGAAGGGGUUGCCUUCCAAAUUCCUUUUCUUUAGUAAAUUUUUGUGAAACUUUGAAAAUAAUGUUGUAUAUAAAGGGAUAAGAUAUUUUCUUCGGGUAUAUUCAUUAUUUUGAUGGUGAUAAUAAAUAAGUGAUUGUUGGUUCCAGCUUUCCAUCCCAUAAUGCUCAGCAUUGUUUCUGAACCCUUUAGAAGAGCAGUGGAUUUCCAGACAAAACUGAAACUUGGAACUGUUGCAGCAGCCAGAGCGAGAGCAAGAGCACUUCUUCUUUGAUCCAAUUGGUAAUUUCUGAACCUGAAAAUCAUCUCUACUCUUUCAGCUCAAGGGAAAGGAAGCCCUGAUGUUACGCCCAUGUGCUUGUGCGCGUCGCAUCUCUCACAGAGCCUUUAGCACAAUCAACCUUCCCACGCCUUCAGGCCUCAAUUUGCAAACGAAUAAUCUUCUCGGCGAAGUGCGGGAUCUCUCCACGCGUGGUCAAGUUAAGGAAGCCCUCUCACUCUUCUACACUCUUCAACCACCACCUCACUGCAAUCAAACCUACGCCACUCUCUUCCAUGCUUGUGCUCGCCACCAUUGCAUCCAUGAAGGCCUUUCUUUGCACCAUUACAUGGUUGCCCAGAAACCCAUCAACUCACCUGACCUCUUUGUCACGAACCACCUUAUUAAUAUGUAUGCAAAAUUUGGUUACCUAGAAUACGCCAACCAACUGUUUGAUGAAAUGCCUAGAAGAAACAUUGUCUCUUGGACUGCUCUCAUUUCAGGGUAUGCACAACGCGGGGAAACUGAAAAUUGUUUUCGUUUAUUUGCUGGCAUGUUGGUGCACUACCAACCCAAUGAGUUUGCGUUCACCAGCGUUCUCAGUUCGUGUGCGGAGAGUGAUGUUGGAUAUGGCCGGCAGGUACAUGCGCUUGCUUUGAAAAUGUCUUUGGAUGCUUGUGUUUACGUUGCAAAUGCUCUUAUUACUAUGUAUAGCAAGAUUUGUAAUCAUGGAGGUGUUUAUGAUGUUAGUAAAGACGAGGCGUGGAAUGUAUUUAAGAGCAUGGAGUUCCGGAAUCUCAUAUCUUGGAAUUCCAUGGUUGCAGGGUUUCAGUAUCGUGGACUUGGAGCUCAAGCUAUUCAUCUGUUUAUACAAAUGUACCUCGACGGGAAUGGGUUUGAUCGUGCCACGCUUCUUAGCGUCCUUUCUUCCAUGUGCAGAAGCAAUGGCCUUGAUGAUAAUGGGAUUACUAAGUUUUGUUUUCAAUUGCACUGUCUCACCAUCAAAACUGGGUUUAUAUUAAAAAUUGAAGUGGCAACUGCAUUAGUUAAAGCUUAUUCAGAUCUUGGAGGAGAUAUUGCUGACUGUUACAGACUCUUCUCAGAGACAAGUUGUCAUCGGGAUAUUGUUGCAUGGACUGGCAUCAUAACCACCUUUUCAGAGCAAGACCCUGAAGAAGCACUCUUCCUCUUUCGCCAAUUACGCCAGGAGAACUUAAUUCCUGACAGGUACACUUUCUCAAUUGUUUUAAAAGCUUAUGCAAGCCUUGCAACUGAGCGCCAUGCCUUGGCAGUUCAUUCACAAGUGAUCAAAGCUGGGUUUGAGGGCGACACAGUAGUUGCAAAUGCCUUGAUCCAUGCCUAUGCUAGGUGUGGCUCCAUUGCCUUAUCUAAGCAAGUGUUUGAUGGAAUUGAAUUUUAUGAUGUCGUUUCUUGGAACACAAUGCUUAAGGCUUAUGCCUUGUAUGGACAAGCUACAGAGGCAUUGCAGCUCUUUUCACGAAUGGACGUGAAACCUGAUUCCGCCACCUUUGUUUCCCUGCUCUGUGCUUGUAGCCAUGCUGGACUGGUAGAAGAAGGAACCCGAAUCUUUGACUCCAUGCUUGAGAGGUAUGGUAUUGUACCUGAACUUGAUCAUUACGCCUGCAUGGUUGAUAUUCUUGGUCGAGCUGGAAUGAUUGUUGAGGCUGAAGAGCUUGUAAGUAGAAUGCCAAUGGAGCCUGAUUCUGUAGUCUUGAGCGCACUCCUUGGAUCAUGUAGGAAGCAUGGAAAAACACAAUUGGCCAAGUUAGCAGCAAAUAGAUUGAAGGAGCUAGCACCAGAGGAUUCAUUAGGUUAUGUACAAAUGUCAAACAUGUAUUGCUCUGAUGGUAACUUUGGUGAAGCAGGCCUGGUUAGGAAGGAAAUGAAAGGGUCUAGAGUGAAAAAGGAACCUGGAUUAAGCUGGAUUGAGAUCGGAAAUCGGGUCCAUGAGUUUUCAUCUGGAGGCCGACGUCAUCCAGAAAGGAAGGUUAUAUGCAGCAAGCUAGAAGAACUGAUUGUGCGGUUAAAGGAAAUGGGUUAUGUUCCAGACACAAGCUUGUCUGUGCAUGAUGUGGAAGAGGAACACAAAGAGGAGCAAUUGUACCAUCAUAGUGAGAAGCUAGCUUUAGUAUUUGCUAUUAUGAAUGAAGGCAGUUCAAACUGUAGUCGGACUGCUAUUAAAAUAAUGAAGAACAUCAGAAUCUGUGUGGACUGCCAUAACUUCAUGAAGUUAGCAUCAAAUUUACUUCACAAGGAGAUUUUUGUGAGAGACUCAAACCGGUUCCACCACUUUCAUGAUGGCAUAUGUUCUUGCAAUGACUAUUGGUAACAAACUAGCAACACGGAACCAAAUUAAGCUGGUUGUGCCGGUUUUAUCACUAUGCUUCAUCGGUCCCCCUGAAUGGUUCAUGCAGAUGCUGUUGAUACUUGAAUUUUUCCCAUGAUUUCUGUGGAUCAUUUUGAGCCAGUGUCAACGUGAUAGGGUCCAUGCCUUCUUGCUGAAGCCAGGGUUGAUUUUGAGCCCAUCACAGCUUGUACGAGCCUAUCUAGAUUAUAUUGAAGCGAACAAUCUUUAAUUUAAAGAUAGGCAGUGCUUUUCGAACAACUCAGUUCACUAUGCAAGAAUUACCUGCAUGAGCAUGACCGGAAUUUAUCAGAGUUUGACUGCAAAA
Prunus avium (sweet cherry) is the source of this 3742-nucleotide messenger RNA. Its product is annotated as Tetratricopeptide repeat (TPR)-like superfamily protein. Gene Ontology annotation, molecular function: RNA binding; zinc ion binding; protein binding. NCBI's taxonomy places the organism in Eukaryota, Viridiplantae, Streptophyta, Magnoliopsida, Rosales, Rosaceae. The record is from RefSeq and is a predicted model, not a curated record. Gene Ontology annotation, biological process: RNA modification.